AUGGAGGCCACUGGUCUCGUAAUUGGCAUUGUCGGACUGGCAGGCAUCUUCAAGAUAGCCCUUGAGGCAUGGGAAUUCGUCGACAGCGCUCGCGGUCAGGCGGAAAGCUUCGAGUUUCUGAGGACAAGGCUUGACAACCAGCGUGUAAUCUUCCUGAUAUGGGCUGGAAGGAUGGGCUUUGGUACACCAGAGGGAUAUGGUAAGAGCCUCGAUCGGCCACCCUUGCGCGCCCGACAAAUCGAGAGUACGCUAAGGCAGAUUGCAACUCUUUUCUCCAACACCGACGAAUUGAUUCGACUGUAUGGAUUGAAAAUACAUUCUGUGGAGGCUCAAAUUGAUGGCGGAGAUGCUCCUGCAGCGAUAUUCAGGAGUCAAUACGAUCGAGUACGAGCAAUUAUUCGCAACAAACGCCAGCUGAGCAUACUUUCCGAGCCCUUGUCACAGCAACAAAGUACCUCGUUAUGGAAGAAGGCGCAAUGGUCCAUCCGCGACGAAAAGAAGACCCAAUCUUUGGUCGCAAAGAUUGGAGAAUUGGUUGCCGACCUCGAAGGCCUUACCCAGGAUAUCCAAGCCGCCAAGACCAGAGAACAGUACGCAACUGAAGUUGUCGCAGAUAUUAGUGAGACGGCCCUUCGAGCGAUUAAAAACAGCUGUCGUACUGGAGAAGACGUCAUCUCCAGUGCUGCAAGCAUUCGUCUCAGCUCGCUCCGUCAGGCACAGACUCUCGCCUCGGCUAGUAUAUCAUCGGCAUCUUUCUUUACUGCCAAAUCGCAUUCAUUAUCGCAAAUGGAGCCGAAAGCAGACAAAUCAGGCCGCUGGGGCACAGAUACACAAUUCGUUGACUUUUCAACUAUUAAGAAGGCGCACGAUAAGAUUUGCGUGGACCUCGCAGCCAAGGCCCAGCCAGAAUGGUUUCCAGACUCUACGCCUAACAAUUCCGGAAGACAUUUAUCUCGCCUCUAUAACGAAAUUAACACGAUUGCCAGCGAACCGCAUGGUAAUGACUGGUACACUAUCUGCCCCAUCGACGAUCAUUUGGAUAGGUUCCUCAGUACCUUUUGCGGUCCAGCAGGGACCCCAUAUGAAGGGGGUAUCUUUCAUAUUCGUAUUAACAUCGGCGCGGGAUACCCAUUCAAAUCGCCACAGGCUUGGUUCCUAACUAAGAUUCUGCACCCAAAUGUUGAUAAAAACGGCGCUAUCUGCAUAGACAUCUUCGGAGAGGGUUGGACACCGACGUAUACCAUGUCCACGUUAACCGUUGGUAUUGCGUCAAUUCUUAACGAACCAGGUUGGGAUAACCCUAUCGAAGGUGCAAUGCCUGAGGAAUUCACGGUGGACAGAGAGCUAUUCAAUCUUCGAGCGAGGGAAUGGACUAGACGCUUUGCAGUAGGGAGUAUUAUUAACCCUGGCGAAAGAAAUGAUGGGUUUUAUAAUGUGACCGAGAGUGUAUUAUAA
Molecule: messenger RNA, 1455 nt
Organism: Fusarium sp. VM40
Lineage: Eukaryota; Fungi; Ascomycota; Sordariomycetes; Hypocreales; Nectriaceae
Source: the annotation of a GenBank genome assembly